Messenger RNA from Bradysia coprophila, 1552 nucleotides. RefSeq lists its product as uncharacterized. The record is from RefSeq and is a predicted model, not a curated record. Lineage: Eukaryota; Metazoa; Arthropoda; Insecta; Diptera; Sciaridae.
AGAACAACAAACCAUAGUUUGUUGGUUGUCAAAGUUAUAUUUGCAAUCCUUGCGAACUCGUAAAUUUUGUAUUUUAAAUGAAAGCGUGACCGGUCAACUUCCAAUUCCUUUUCACAAAUCGAAUAACUACAACAUUUCACCAACUGACAACUCUGUUCACUGUCCACCAUGGAUAUGAUGGAAGAUGUGAAGCCAUCCAUAAUGCCGUUGACAACACAAGACACUAAAAUCGAGAUUGGAGACCUACCAAUGAAAGCAGGAGAAGUUUUUCGAAACAACGAAGGACAGUACUCAUUUAUGUGUUUCCACUGUGGUUUAAUAUUCGAAGACUUUGGCGAGAUUAGCAAUCACUGCGAUAGCCACUUCCAAGAACAAAAGUACGAUGUUAGUGUCCAAGCUCCGGAGUUUGUAUUAUGUACACAAACUGGUACCGAAACCGAACUACCUGAUAGUUCGCUCUCGCUUCAACCUGAACGACCUGAACUAACACCGGUGGAAGUACCAGUAAAAGUUUCGUUGGAAUCAACACGUCCAGCAACGAACCAUCAUGUGUCAGUUCGAAAACGAAAGAAACGAAAAAUAGCGAAAAACGCUCCGUUACCAAAUUUUCCUCAAAAUUGUCCAAUAUGCUCCGUCUGGUGUGACGACUUUCGGGGCCACAUGAGAACGGAGCAUGAUAUGCGCUACAGAAUCCUUCAAUGUUAUAACUGCAAGAUAUUCGUAAAAGAUCUUACUACAUUGAAAGGUCACAUAAUCUCCAACAACCACGAAAAAAAGAAAACUUGCUAUAUGUGCCUUGUGAAGCCACCAAUAACGCAUCCAUCGGAACCGAGGCGUCACAAGUGUUUGUUCUGUAAGGAAUGGUUUCCGAAUCACAUUGAAUUUAAGGUCCACUUUGCGAGUGCUCACGACAAAGACGCGGACGAUUUCUUUAAAAAAAAGACGAACUGCAACAUUUUUACGUGCCACAUAUGUGAACGGGAAUUUCCCCUGCGAGAUUAUUUGCAUGCACAUAUGAGAAUUCACGACGAUAGCACUCUACGGCAUCAAUGUCCUACAUGCGGAAGACGACUCAGAACAUACGGGCAGCUCACUCAACAUCUAAAAGUACAUGAAGGUAAGACAUUCCCAUGCGACCAGUGUGAUAAAAUUUUUCCGUAUUACGCGAGAUUGCGUCUCCAUCGCUUCACUCACGCUACAGAACUUAAGUUUGAGUGCGACCAAUGUUCGAAAAAGUUCAAGCAAAAGAAGUACUUGUUGCAGCAUAAAGCGACACAUACGAAUGAGCGAAGAUAUGCUUGUAAGUUCUGUAAUGCGUCCUUCAAUUUUACUUCCGGUCGCCGAGCACAUGAAAAGAGUCAGCAUAAAACGCUAUGAAAUCGGAAAAUUUGUAGCUUGGCGAUUGUUUAUACUUUCUUCUUGAUUGGUACUGACUCAGUGCUACUGAGACCAAUUUCUGUUUAAUUUAAGUUAAAUUACACAAUCUUGAACUGAAUAAAAUGAGAUUCGAUCAAAAUAAUUUCCCAAGUAAAUUUUAGAAUUCACAUCUGCA